CUCUGGUUCAACAUCGUCUAAAUGAUUGGCCUGAUAUGUGUAGGUGACGAAUGAUCCAUGAAGAUCACCAUCUCUGAAAUUUCUCUCAUUCGAUAGAAGGGAACAUCGUUGCGGCGCUUGGAAGGUUAUUCUAUUGAUCUUCUUUCGCGUCCAUGCAUAUUAACAACGUGUCAUUCUCGGUUUCCAUUGUUCUUUCCCUGGUUCAGCAAUAUCGCUUCGACCUCUGUGGCUCCGAGGGUGAAAACGAGGUUGCCGUUGUCAAUGGUCCACGAGCAUUUAGCUAAAAAGGCGUCUCCCUGAUCUACAGCUAGUUGCCACUUUUCCAUCCGCCCCCAUCAUCACUUGCUCCUCUGCUUUUCUUUCACCAUGCCCUGCUGUGAUUUCGCCUGUGGCAACGACGCUCAUACGUAUCAUUUCCCCCCAACCCAAUACCAGCGCACGUCUCUAGACAUGCAUACUCUACACUACUCCUACGCAGGGGAUGGAGAUACCAUGGCUGAAUCGAGUUAUGGUGCAGAGGAUUGCAGCUGGUCCGGGUCGGGCUCGGAAGGUGGUGAGUACGUUUACUCCAACAACGGGCAACCCACGGACGAGAGUAUGACCGGCGAUUACCGCCAACCAUACAACGAAUACGUUUAUUCUCACCACUACCCAAAUUCCGGCAUGUCUACUACCCAAAGCUCUUUUCUUCCAGUAGCUUCCACCAGUUACUCUCCAAUUACGCCACAGUUCGAAGCACAAUCCGUCACGUCUUCGACCAUCUCGUCGUCUUUUAUGCACGCGACUGGACAACCCCCUUCCUAUGAUAGCCCUUCUUUGUCCUAUUCUUGCGCGGAGGAAGUAAAAUCCAACAUAAUGUUCGCGGAUACUUCAUGCGAUGAUAUGAUCCCAGACGAUGCAGAAACGUAUCACGAUGUUAAUGACUCUCCCGGUGGCGUAUGGAUGCCCGAGAUGAAUCAGAACUUCGUACAGUCAAAUCCGUUUCCAGAAAAUUAUGACGCAGCAGCCGCCUCGAGACCCGAGGAAUCUGGAUUUUGGACCAAGGAAAUGCAGUAUCCUCAUAUGCAACAGACACCCGACGAACCGCUUCUUCAGCAGUGGUUCAUAUCCUCCAACCCUCAGGACCCGAGUGCUUAUUAUCAUUCUUACCCUGCCGGGAUCGAUUGCUUGUAUCCAACGCAUUUGUCCGCUGACACAAGUAAUACUCCCUCAGAUUUUACAUCUUCCGGGUCACCGCUAUCCCCUUUGGAGUUCGAAACAUGCCAUUCCGACGUAUCUUCGACGAUUUCUCCUGAUACCCACUUAGCUCCACUUCCUGCUUUUACAUCCUCUUCGGUGCUACCUGCACGAAAUUUGCUUCCCAUCAUCCAUGCACCACGUCCAACGCGUACGAUAGACUCAACCUACUUCGAACGGUUAAUUGCUGCUUCUGAGAUUUCGAACGACUGGCAUUGAAUUUUCCGCUUCUUUGCAAUCGAUUUUUUAAAUGUUCCGUUUCAUGAUGCUUGCUCUCAUCAUGCGACAACCCUGUCACCUUGCUUCGGAAUGCCACAACUAAGUAUUAACUUCAUGACUUGCUAGAACUACCUUGAUGGCUAUCACAGUUACAUAUGAGGCAUUGUAAAUAUCACCUGCAUAGUAGUAUGUACAUAAUCAUUA
Messenger RNA from Lentinula edodes (shiitake mushroom), 1659 nucleotides. RefSeq lists its product as uncharacterized. Bases 367 to 1455 code for a protein of 362 amino acids. The record is from RefSeq and is a predicted model, not a curated record. NCBI's taxonomy places the organism in Eukaryota, Fungi, Basidiomycota, Agaricomycetes, Agaricales, Omphalotaceae. The transcript is spliced from 2 exons.